This is a messenger RNA of Fusarium coffeatum, 840 nucleotides long. RefSeq lists its product as uncharacterized. Gene Ontology annotation, molecular function: oxidoreductase activity, acting on the CH-OH group of donors, NAD or NADP as acceptor. The coding region runs from base 1 to 840 and encodes 279 amino acids. NCBI's taxonomy places the organism in Eukaryota, Fungi, Ascomycota, Sordariomycetes, Hypocreales, Nectriaceae. The record is from RefSeq and is a predicted model, not a curated record. The transcript is spliced from 7 exons.
AUGACUACAUAUCAUAUCCGUGAUGUCGAUAAUGAGAUCAAGGGUCGUCUGGCUCUUGUCACUGGGGCUAGUGGUGGUAUCGGUUCAGGUAUCGCAAGAGCUCUAGCAGCAGAAGGCUGCGAUGUCGUCCUUCACUGCAACUCCAGUCUUCACAAAGUCGAAUCCCUAUCCAAGGAACUGUCAUCAAACUAUCCAGAGCAGCUCUUCCCCUGUGUCUCAGCCGAUCUAAGCAACCGCGAUCAAACUCGUGGUCUCGUCGAUAAGGUCUUUCAAGAUUCGACCGUCUCAGCCAAGCACAAGGCAGUCUCUAUCCUCGUCGCCAACGCCGGUCUCGGCAGACGUAUCCGUGAUAUUAAGGAUAUGGAAGAGGAUGACUGGGAUACUGUAAUGGAGGUUAACUCGAGGAGUCAAUUUGUUGUAACAAAGGCUUGUUUGCCCGGUAUGCGUCAGCAAAGCUGGGGACGGGUGAUUCUUAUUGGAAGUAUUUCAAGUAUGGGUGGUGGGAUCAAUGGGUGUCAUUAUGCGGCUACCAAGGGUGCUUUGAGUUCCAUGGGAAAGAACCUAGCUACGGUCCUAGCUGGUGAGGGAGUAACUGUCAAUACCAUCCUUCCGGCAAUGAUUGGAUUUACAGACAUGAUCCCCACCCCAAAGUCAACGACAUGGACGAACAAAACAGACCUUGAAGAACUCAAGGAAACAGAUCCGGGCCUCGCCAUCGCCGCCAGUGUCCCAGUACGACGUCUGGGUCAUCCUCAAGAAGUUGCCAAUGUGGCAGUCAUGAUGGCAAAAACCGGAUACAUGACGGGUCAAGAUAUUCUUCUGUCUGGUGGUCUCAAGUAG